AUGAAACACGGGUUGGGCUACAGGAAGCUCAGCCGCAAGACGUCGCAUAGAUGGGCUAUGCUCAGGACAUUGGUGACCCAGCUCAUAAAGCAUGAGAGGAUACAGACCACUUUGCCCAAGGCCAAGGAGCUGAGGAGGCUGGCGGACAAAAUGGUGACUCUUGGAAAACAGGGCACACUGCAUGCCCAACGUCAGGCAUCUGCUGUCAUCCGGGAGGAUGUGGCAAAGCGAAAACUUUUCACAGAGUUUGCGGAGCGGUACAGAUUUCGUGAAGGGGGGUACACUCGAAUUAUGAGAAGUGAAAGGAGAAUCAACGAUGCUGCCCAGAUGGCUUUCAUAGAGUAUGUGGAUCGUGAGGGGGAGCUGCGGCCAGCCCGGCCAACAAAACAUUCUUUUCCAACAUUUGCAUCGCAGGCUGUAGCAUAG
This is a messenger RNA of Ostreobium quekettii, 426 nucleotides long. Lineage: Eukaryota; Viridiplantae; Chlorophyta; Ulvophyceae; Bryopsidales; Ostreobiaceae. The record is from the annotation of a GenBank genome assembly.